Gastrolobium bilobum is the source of this 666-nucleotide messenger RNA. RefSeq names its product mitotic spindle checkpoint protein MAD2. Gene Ontology annotation, cellular component: cytoplasm; kinetochore; nucleoplasm. Bases 1 to 621 code for a protein of 206 amino acids. The transcript has 7 exons. Gene Ontology annotation, biological process: mitotic spindle assembly checkpoint signaling. The record is from RefSeq and is a predicted model, not a curated record. Lineage: Eukaryota; Viridiplantae; Streptophyta; Magnoliopsida; Fabales; Fabaceae.
AUGGCCGCAAGAACAGUUGCCAAAGACAUAAUCACUCUUCGUGGUUCAGCAGCAAUCGUUAGCGAGUUUUUCGGAUAUGCUGCCAACAGCAUCCUUUACAACCGUGCAGUUUAUCCAGAAGAAAGCUUUGUGAAGGUGAAGAAAUAUGGCCUCCCCAUGUUGCUUACUGAAGAUGAAGGUGUCAAAUCUUUCAUAGCCAAUCUAACUGCUCAGCUCUCUGAAUGGCUUGAAUCUGGCAAGUUACAGAGGAUUGUCCUUGUUAUAAUGAGCAAGGCCACUAGUGAAGUCCUUGAAAGGUGGAACUUCAGCAUUGAGACCGACAGUGAAGUUGUUGAGAAAGGUGUGUCGAGGGAAAAGAGUGACAAGGAAAUCAUGAGAGAGAUACAAGCGAUUAUGAGGCAGAUUGCUUCGAGUAUCACCUAUUUGCCAUGCCUGGAUGAACCUUGUGUUUUUGAUGUGUUGGCAUAUACUGACAAAGAUGUGGCAGUUCCAUUCACUUGGAUUGAGAGUGAUCCAAAACUGAUUGCAAAUCCGCAAAUGGUGAAAUUGCAUUCCUUCGAUACCAAGAUUCACAAGGUUGACACACUUGUUUCAUACAAGAAUGACGAAUGGGAUGAGUAAUAGAACCCGUCUAUGUCUUUCUCUUGUUUUAUUCAGCUUCUGUGU